Messenger RNA from Ectocarpus siliculosus, 997 nucleotides. Lineage: Eukaryota; Phaeophyceae; Ectocarpales; Ectocarpaceae. The record is from the annotation of a GenBank genome assembly.
UACCCUCUAUGAAUGACGAGCAGGCGGCGGCCGACGCUCUGCGAAGCGAACGUCCCGAUGAAGUGCAGAUAGGCGUGGUCGUUCUUCCCCUCGUGCUCUCUGCGGCCCUGGUGACUGUGGUGGUGGCGUACCGAUGUUUCGCCAACAGGCUCCGGCGAGAUCGCCUCGCCCUUGAGCGUCAAGAGGAGGUCGAAGAGAUAAGAGCUGCUCGAGGGAGAGAAGAAGCAGGGGAAGGGGGAUCACCUCAUCGAAGUGCUGCCAUGGCGGGGCUGGGCAAAGACCAAUAUAUGUCGGCGUACAAGAAGCUAUUGGCCCAGGCCUGAACAUAGAAGAGGCCUGUCUUCGUCAGCUAAUAAGAGUCUGGGCACGGAUAUCACUGAUUUUUUCGCCGUAUAGCGUGCAGGUUCAACAUGUGCUCGGAGAAUCGAGCAAGGCGCAACUGUUGUACCAUACCGGUCUACUCGUUUUGUAGAACACGUCUGUAUAAACUGAAUUGAAUUUUGGUGCUUGAUGUUUUCUGCGAACCUCGGUCGAGUUGAAAGCAGGGAAUUGUGUGUCCUCUUGCUGAGUAGAUGCGGAGACCUAUUCCGACGAACAGUUUGCCUCCUCAACGAGUCUUUUUGUAAAUACUUGGUCAACAAGCGCCAAGGCAGUGUUGUUUUGUUUGCGCAAGGAUUUCGAGUUCCGGGAAGGGCACGCCCGAAGCGGGGUACGGGGUUGCUGGUGGGGGGUCUGUUCAGCGGCCUUAAACUUGAAGCCCCAACACGUAGACCUAUUCGAGGAAGCACGUAGACCCCUGCGAGGCAUUCGUGGGUGCUUACUGGUGCGUGUACCCGUUGCGCAUAGGAUACGCUGUGAGGUCGCGAAAGGGAACGUACGUACGCCUCUAGUAUGGUGCAUGUAGUCCAAACAGCAGCUUCCCUCUUGACACGAGGGCAUUCGGCUAUCAGGAGUGUGCCAGGUGUUGUGGCAUGGACCCUCUCGGUCUCCAUGUUUU